UUGUCUUAGAUUGAAUAUAGCAUUGAAUGCACUAGAAUAAACAUUGGCUAGUUUGUAUUGAGCGCAACAUUUACACGAGGGGCAGAAAUGGAGGGUGAACUUAAAAAUGUGAAACAACCAAUUCACAAGCUUGCAACUGCAGAGAAAACCGAGAAUGUGGACUACAGAACACUAAUAUAUAGUAUAGAUGUGAACUACCAAGGCAUAAUAAAUGAAUUAAAAGAUUGCCUUAGGCUAUGGUUAUAUAGGUAGUGUCUGACGAGCCCCUCAUAAUUGUUGUUCAGAUGUUGGCGGUUAUAUAUAGUGCAUGCCUAAAUUCUAGUUUAUCAACAUGCUAAAGAUGGAUGACAAUGGCAGCUUUUAGAAAGCCCUUAACCACAGAGAUAAUCGCCAUUUUAGGUAGUGAUAUCAAAAAAUGCUGUGUGAUCUUGAAGGUGAACACUCGCUUUGCAGUCAAAUAUCUAAGAAACUAACCGGAAUAUUCUUGUGAAACAUAAAGCAUGAUGUUGAAAAGAAUAUUCCCUGUUGGCUAUCCCAACAUUGACAGUCCCAACGGCUCAGUAAGGCAAAUGGCGGAUAAGUAUGUCAUGGGAUGCCUGAUUUAUUCGUUCUCUUGAGAUACCCACCUCUAUCUAGAGGAGUGUGGUAGCGAGAAAUUAUUAUAACUAACACAUACAUUUUUCUCAGUGUACUCAACACACAUUCAACCGGUUUCCCUUAAUGCAGAUAAGGGAGUAAAUGGAAUAAACGAGGAGAAAACCUCAAUGGGGUGUUGCACAUCUGCUAUAGGAAAUUUCUUAUUACGUGCUUGGUUAACCUUGAAUUGGGUGGAGGUGUUACUUACCGAUAAGGGAGGAUGAAUGGGGCCUUUGUCGAGUGCAAAAAAUAUAUCAAUUUUAAACUCUAUUAUUAACUCAUUAUUAUUAUUACAUUAAUAGAUCGAAUUUCCCAAAUUGCAUUCAAACAAUCUGCGGACUUUCAGAUUUAUGUGACAAAAAAGUGUAAAACUCGGGACUCCCAUUAAAGUUUGAUCGGACCUAGAUACACCUUUAGGGUCGUAAUUCGUCAUUUUGUCCAAGCAAUCCGAGGUCCAAUCGUUAAUUUAUGAUUUAACAGAGUUAAAGGGUGACUUUAGGCCGGUCCCAGAGUCCCGUCUCGUUUGUAGCUCGUUGGCCGCGACGCCUAUUUGGAACAUCACGAGUCCGACGUCAAAAACUAGUAAAAAGUUUUAAAUUUAGACGCCGAACGCCGGUGACCGGGCCGGUCAUAUUAACGCGACUGUACAACUGGUGUCAUAUAUUCUAUUGCGGUUUUAUAUUCCAAUAUAUUAUUAAUAAUUUUCCGCCCUAGUGUCGAAAAUGGCCUAUUGCUGGGACAACAGGGUCGCCUUUGUGGUCAAAUAUUUAUACGAUAUCGACAAUAACGGAUACCUGGACGAGAGAGAUUUCGCAUGUCUGGCCCUCAGGGCCACCAUAAUCGAGGGCAAGGGCGAAUUUAGCGUGUCGAAGCUACAAGAAAACCAGCACAUCAUGCUGAGUCUAUGGGAGGAGAUCGCCGAGCUCGCCGACUUUAAUAAGGACGGCAAGAUCACGACCGAGGAGUUUAAGCAGGCGGUGCAGCGUUGCUGCUUGAACAAACGUUACGAAGACUUCCCGCAGGCCAUGAAGAUGUUCAUCGAUUCGAAUUUUAAGAUGAUGGAUACCAAUGAUGACGGUUUGAUUGACGCGGACGAGUAUAGGUUUAGUUGCAUAACGAAGUUCCCUAUUGAAGACAUUGAGGUGGUCGACGAGGCCUUUAAUAACAUGCUCAGUGAUGACGAUAGAAGAAGAGGAGGAAUCACGCUCUCCAGGUACCAGGAACUUUACGCGGAGUUUCUGGGGAACCCCGAAGAGACUCCCGCGAUGUACCUUUUCGGACCCCUCGCGGAAUUCUUUUGCGAAUACGACUACGAAAUAGUCAACUAAUAUCCGCCAGAUGGUGUUUUACUUUAUAAAUAUAAGUCUGAAGUUGUAUUUUUUUAUGUCAGGCACCGCGGCAUUUUUGUGUGUUUUCGUUGGAAUUUUGUAUUUUUUUUAAAUUAGGGAUGUAAACAAUAAAUAAUUAUUAUUU
This is a messenger RNA of Anthonomus grandis grandis, 2109 nucleotides long. It is a transcript of the gene Scp1, whose product is annotated as sarcoplasmic calcium-binding protein 1. The record is from RefSeq and is a predicted model, not a curated record. NCBI's taxonomy places the organism in Eukaryota, Metazoa, Arthropoda, Insecta, Coleoptera, Curculionidae. The transcript is spliced from 5 exons. Gene Ontology annotation, molecular function: calcium ion binding. The coding region runs from base 1359 to 1964 and encodes 201 amino acids.